AUGGAGAUUAUUCAACAAUACAUACCAAUCUUGUUAAUUUUACUAGCCUCCACAAUAUUCCUCAAAGCCAUAUUCACCAAAUCAAAGCUCCACCUACCCCCUAGUCCAUUAUCCUUACCAAUAAUUGGACACUUCCACUUACUACUAAAACAACCUCUUCAUAGAGCAACUCAUAAUCUCUCAAACCGUUAUGGACCCAUCAUUCAAAUAUACCUCGGAUCCACUCCCAUGAUAUUUGUUUUCUCAUCAGAAAUAGCAAAAGAAAUAUUCAAAACCAAUGAAUCCUUGUUCUCGAACCGGCCUUCAAAUAUUGCCAUCAACUAUCUAACUUACAAUGCUUCUGAUUUAGCAUUUGCACCUUAUGGAACCUACUGGAAGUUCAUGAAGAAGCUUUGCAUGUCAGAGCUUCUCAAUGGAAAGAUGCUUGAUCAACUCUUUCCCAUAAGGCAAGAAGAGAUCAACAGAUUUUUGCAGAUGAUAACGAAAAAAGCAGAAAUAAAUGAGUCUGUGAAUCUUACUGAUGAGCUUUUGAAACUGACAAAUAGUAUAGUAAUGAAAAUGGCAAUAGGAAAAAGCUGUUUUAAAGAAGAUGACGAAGCUUACAAAGUGACUGAAAGAGUGAGAGAAUCUGCUAUGUUGAGUGGAAUGUUUAACCUUGCUGAUUAUUUUUGGUUUUGUAAGAGAUUUGAUAUUCAGGGAAUUAAGAAGAGGUUAAAGGAUGUUCAUGAUAGGUUUGAUACCAUGAUGGAAACUAUUGUCAAAGAGCAUGAAGAUGGUAGAAGUAAAUCAAAAAGAAAAGAGGGAGUAAAAGAUGUAUUAGAUGCUCUUUUGAGUAUUUAUGAAGAUCCAAGCUCUGAAGUCAAAAUAACUAGAGAUAACAUCAAAGCCUUCUUGGUGGACAUGUUUACAGGUGGGACAGAUACAACUGCGGUUACUCUUGAAUGGUCAUUGGCAGAACUAAUUAACCAUCCAACAGUAAUGGAGAAAGCAAGGAAAGAGAUUGACACAAUGAUUAGAAAGGAUAAAAUAGUAACUGAAUCAGAUAUAUCUUAUCUUCCUUAUCUCCAAGCCAUAGUUAAGGAAACAUUAAGACUUCACCCUCCAUCUCCAUUUAUAUUGAGAGAGUCAACGGAAAAGUGCAUAAUAUCUGGAUAUGAUAUCCCAACAAAAACUCAGAUAUUCACUAAUGUGUGGGCCAUUGGAAGAGAUCCAAAGAAUUGGGAUAACCCUCUUGAAUUUAAGCCAGAAAGGUUUAUUAAUAAUGGAAAAGAGAGUAAUGUUGUUGAAGUUAAGGGACAAUGUUAUGAGCUUUUACCUUUUGGAAGUGGAAGAAGAAUGUGUCCUGGAACGUCUUUAGCACUAAAUGUGGCUCACACCACUCUGGCAAAUAUGAUUCAUUGCUUUAAAUGGAAGAAUGAAAAUGGAGGGAAUGCUUGUGUUGACAUGAAAGAGGGUCCUUCAUUUAUUCUUUCAAGGGCUCAACCCCUUAUAUGCUUCCCAACAUCAACAUUAGUUCCAUUUCAUUCUAUAUGA
This is a messenger RNA of Lathyrus sativus (Indian pea), 1533 nucleotides long. NCBI's taxonomy places the organism in Eukaryota, Viridiplantae, Streptophyta, Magnoliopsida, Fabales, Fabaceae. The record is from the annotation of a GenBank genome assembly.